Molecule: messenger RNA, 2565 nt
Organism: Cladocopium goreaui
Lineage: Eukaryota; Dinophyceae; Suessiales; Symbiodiniaceae
Source: the annotation of a GenBank genome assembly
UUAGUUAUCUCUGUUCAAAUCGGCUUGCGGCGCCAUGUCCAAAAUGCGUUGGAGUUUGCUGCUUUUCCUGAGCGCGCGCUCAGGGGCCCAACGGUUUGGCUGCACUCAGACAGUUGACACGAAGUCCAGGGGUUUGAAGGUGCUUCAAACUUCGACAACCAAUGAGGAUUUCUGCAGCAAUAUGGAGACCACCGACUCAGUUGGAGAACUGGUGGAUAGCUGUUCGGCUUUCUGCGGAAAUGGCAAUAUCCCACUUCUGGUAGGGAUUCCCUCCUAUGGUUUCAGCCAUGCAGAUAUUGACACAGUUUGCCUUGCAGACGAGGACUCCUUGGCCCAGUACAAUCCCACGAAGAUGAACGAUUGUCGAACGUGGUCACAGGCCCUGCGGCUGAUCAACACGAGGGCGGCAGCGCUGGUGGCUGCUUUGGACAAUAUGACUAUGGCGCAGCUGAACUUCAAAACUGGCAUAGCGACCAAAUCCAAGGAACUGGCAGCUACCAUGUCCUCAGAAGAAGUGAAGAAUCGGCUCUUGGGCGCAACUCAAAGUCAAGUGAUUCCCGAAUAUCGUUCCAUCUUGGAAGCUGGAGUGGAAGACUUCUUAUCCAAUGGCAAGUUCAGGAGAGAUCUUCAAGACACAAUGGAGGUCUUGCGUGGCGCAGGUCGAAAUUUGGAUGCUGUAUUGACCACCAAUUUGCCACAGCUCACCAAAUUUGUGGAGCAAUGUGGUGAUCUUCUGGUCUCGACUGGCCCAAGCAAAGAAUAUCUCCUGGACAUUUGCAUUCAGAGAGGAGCUGUUUGUUUGGACAAUGCUGAAGCGCAGCAUAUUGGCUGCUGCUGUUCAACCAUUCCACUAGGUGGAACCUUUGGCAUCACUGGAGAGACUGGUGGGGAUCAAGCCAACAACAGUCGCCGGCUCCAAAUGACCGAGGGACCUGUGGACGUUUGUGCUGAGGCAGAUGUACUCUUUGGCCCUGAACAGACGCGGCGACAAACCGAACUGCAAGCUACCGACGAUGGUACAGCAUUGCUGGAGGCCCACUUGACGGCUCUGAAGGCUGCUUAUCCUGACUACUUCUCAGCAAGCAACUGCCGAAGCAGGCGCCUAUCGGCUGAAGAGAUCGAGGUGCAGACAGAGGCCACGCAACCUGGCAACCGGCUCAAAGCAGAAGUGCUUCCGCAUGCAGCACCACGAAACUUGAAGCUCGACGGACUUACUUGUUCCCCGCCAACAGCCACCCAGGGAGAUACCAGCUACAAGGCUGCAUUUUGGGCGCAGACAGAAGAGAAUUAUUGCAUUGACAUUCCGCCAGACACUGGAAGCGCAUCCGAGGCCAUGACGGACCAGGGUUUGGCAGAUAUUUGCAAAAGUUUUUGUGGCGAUGAUGCAGUUCCCUUGACCAUUGGGGCGAUAAACUUUGGAUUCAACCAAACAACAAUGGACGACAUUUGCUUGGCUGGCGAUAUUCUCGAGGCGAACUCGAGCUUUGUAGAAAUGUGCCACGGGCACGCGACCGCGAUGCAAAAUGUUCAAAGCAAGUUGGCCGCCUUUGUGGCUUCUUUGAAUGUCCUCGAAGCGGAGAAAACUCUCUAUGAAGCCAACGCCAAGAAAGCGGCAGCCGACUUGAAAGCUGCGAUUGAAGCCCGUGCCACCGAUGUCUUGCAGGAUGCUCUUGUCAACGAAAAGAUAGUGAAGCUUAAGGAGCUCUUGAUCCAAGAAACAGCGAGUAUGAAAACCAGCGGUACGGCUUACUUAGCCAUCAAGCAGGCCGUGCAAGAUGUGGAGCUUAAAGGUAAUGCCUUGAAGACCACCUUGUCAGAAUCGCUGGGUGCUUUGGACACCUUGGUCACAGAUUGCAACAAGCUCUUCACUGGUCUUGGAGCAAGCAACGAAUAUCUCUUGGAUAUUUGCACGCAGACGUCGAAUGCCUGCGUCGAUGUGGACAUGGGGCGUCACGUAGGCUGUUGCUGUGGCUACAGUCCAUUGAUCGCGUUGGGUAGUGCCACUGUUCCCACUGCCACCAUCGAUGGCAUCAGCGCCACCAGGUUCUCCAGCGAUGCGACUGGGGCCACUCGAACAGCAGCACGUCGCCUGGCGACGGCUCCGUACAGCGUUUGUGGCGAAGCCUACAAAAGCUCCAAGCCCAAAGUGGAAGAAGCACAUGCAAAGGUGCGGUUGCUGGGACAGGAAGAGCUCAUCAAUCAGCACCUGAUCAUCAUGGCCAGGAGAUAUCCGGACCAAUUCGGUUGCCACUUCCCUGGCUGCAUGGCAGAUACAGGCGGAACGUGCUCACUCUUUGAGUGUGAUUCAACCAGAGGGCCUGUCGACUGUGUAAAUGGCAAAUGUAUAUGCAAACAGGGAUACUGUGCGAAUCCCAACGGCGUGUGCGUUUCGGUCAGCGAGUUUAUCCAAAACGAUGGUUUUGUUGGUGUAUCAUUCUCCCAGCCGCUGGCUCCAAGCUUCCAACUGUACUUCGUGUACUCGCUGCUGAUGCUGCUGGUUGCGCCGAUGUGGAGAAGGUAGGCGUUCUCAGUCAGUGAUUGUCCCAUGAUUCUCCAACCGAGAAG